AUGGUUGGCCGCGGGCCGGAGAAGCCAAAGGCUAUGAAAAAUGGCAUCGUCUAUACCCGGGAUUUCGAAAUUGUUGAGAUGAGUGAACUGUCUGCCGAUAAGUCCAAGAACCAGUUCUCUACCACAACCUCGUUUGCAGUGUCCGCAACACCACGGCCGACCAAACUGUCACGCCAAAAGUCGCUAAGUCGUCGCUGGAUAGACAGCUUUCGACGAGUCCAAGGCGUGCCAAUAUCUGGUCACCAUGGCUAUCAUAUCAAUGAUGGAUUACCAGAACCUGCCCAAAUUGCAGAUCGGUGUUAUGACGUCCGAGCAGCAAACGCCAGAACAGCCAAUUCUGGCCUGGCUCGUGAUCUUAAGGGCCGGCAUCUUCAGAUGAUCGCCAUUGGCGGUUCCAUUGGUACUGGUUUAUUCGUAACAUCUGGAAUGGCGCUCUACCAAAGCGGACCGGCCUCCAUGUUGCUUGCGUAUCUCAUGACCGGUAUCCUGCAGUUUUGUACCAUGCAGAGCAUGGGUGAGCUGGUUGUGACGUUCCCCGUCGCUGGAGCAUUUUCUGCAUUGUCUACUCGAUUUCUCGACCCAUCUUGGGGAUUUGCCGUAGGCUGGAACUACGCCUUGCAGUGGCUUUUCGCACUUCCGUUGGAAAUCAUCUCUGGCGCCUUGACCAUCCAAUACUGGAAUCAAGACCUGAGCAAGUCUAUAUUUGUUACUAUAUUCCUUGCAACCAUUGUAAUUAUUAAUCUGUGUGGCAUUAAGGGAUAUGGCGAGGCCGAAUUUCUCUUUUCCACAGUCAAAGUCACGGCUAUUGUUGGAUUUAUUUUGCUUGGAGUCGUUAUCAACGUUGGCGGCACACCACACGGUGGCUACAUUGGAGGCAGAUUCUGGCAAGACCCCGGCGCAACAAAUCACGGAUUCAAAGGAUUUUGCAGUGUAUUAGUUGCGUCUUCCUUUUCCUUUGUUGGCACAGAGCUUGUCGGCCUUGCUGCAGCUGAAACCGCAAACCCGCGAAGAUCACUUCCUAGUGCCAUCAAACAAGUAUUCUGGAGGAUUGCUAUUUUUUAUAUUGUUGCACUCCUCCUUGUUGGAUUACUUGUCCCUUUUAACGAACCUCGUCUAAUUGGCGGCGAGAGCUCUAUUGCUGUCUCGGCGAGUCCAUUCGUUAUUGCCGUCGAAAGCGCAGGCUCUACUAUUUUGCCCAGCGUCAUGAAUGCCGUCAUCUUAAUUGCUGUACUUAGCGUCGGAAACUCGACGGUAUUUGGUUCAUCGAGAACGCUUGCCUCGCUAGCCGAACAGUCUCAUGCCCCUAAGAUUCUGGCAUAUAUUGAUCAAAAAGGUAGACCAUUGAUGGCCAUUUUGUUCGCCUCUGGUCUCGGGCUGCUUGCCUACCUCGCAGAUGUCAAAGUCCAUGCCGAGAUUUUUGACUGGCUGUUUGCAAUUUGCGGUCUUUCAAGUCUAUUCACUUGGAGCAGUAUAUGCCUAUGCCACAUUCAGUUCCGUCGCGCCUGGGCGGCCGCUGGUCAUACUCUCGACCAGUUACCAUUUCGAUCACAAGCCGGGGUCAUUGGUUCGUUUGUCGGCCUCAUAGGCAACAUUCUGGUACUGGCGACCCAGGUCUGGAUGGCCGUUUCUCCCGUUCAGCUUUCCGACGCUCCUGUAUCAUCUACUGCUGUUGCCAAGAACCUGGUGCUCAAAAUCAUGGCAGUGCCUAUUGUGCUCAUAUUUUACAUUGGCCAUAAAAUAUGGUUCAGGACACGGAUUGUGAAGGUGGAGGAUAUGGAUAUCGACACCGGACGCAGCUUUUCACGGCUACACAACAUGUACACAGACGAAGAGGAACUUCGCCAGACAUGGCCCUUGUGGAAGCGAUGGUACAAGUCGCUCUGCUAG
This is a messenger RNA of Pochonia chlamydosporia 170, 1887 nucleotides long. Its product is annotated as general amino-acid permease GAP1. The record is from RefSeq and is a predicted model, not a curated record. Gene Ontology annotation, cellular component: membrane. Lineage: Eukaryota; Fungi; Ascomycota; Sordariomycetes; Hypocreales; Clavicipitaceae. The coding region runs from base 1 to 1887 and encodes 628 amino acids. Gene Ontology annotation, biological process: amino acid transmembrane transport. The transcript is spliced from 4 exons. Gene Ontology annotation, molecular function: amino acid transmembrane transporter activity.